This is a messenger RNA of Gekko japonicus, 755 nucleotides long. It is a transcript of the gene CCDC91, whose product is annotated as coiled-coil domain containing 91. The record is from RefSeq and is a predicted model, not a curated record. NCBI's taxonomy places the organism in Eukaryota, Metazoa, Chordata, Lepidosauria, Squamata, Gekkonidae. The annotation marks the transcript as partial. Gene Ontology annotation, cellular component: trans-Golgi network. Gene Ontology annotation, biological process: Golgi to lysosome transport. The transcript has 10 exons.
CGCCGCGCCGCUGGAUUGAACCUGCGGCAGCAGGUAUUUACUGGAAAAUGGAUGACGAUGACUUCGGAGGCUUUGAGGCAGCAGAAACCUUUGAAGGUGGAAACGGGGAACCACAGGCAACUUCUCCUGCUAUUCCCUGGGCAGCAUUUCCUACAGAGGUUCUCCGGGAGCAGGCUGGAGCCCCAACUUCUGCCUCCUUUGUCCCCGCCAAUCCAUUAACUUCAUCAGACGAUAUUGUGACAGAUAAUCAGUUGUCAUCCAGUACUUUAAAUCUACCUGAUCUUAAAGAACAGGUUCCAUUAUCAAUUGGCCCAUCUUUGGAAGUACCAGUUUCUACAUUGAGUCUGCCUGAAGAUUUAGAUGAUGAUAACAAUGGUGAAAAACUGGAAUUAAACGAAUCAAAGAAUCAUCUUCAAAAAACACUUGCAAGUCUAGAAGUUAAACUGAAAGUAGCUGACGAAGAAAAAUGUAAAAUAAAAAAGGAGUUGGAAGACUUGUUGGAAAAAUACAGGAUUCUGGAAACUGAUUUCCUGAAAGACAAGGAGGAUAAAUUAAUUUCACACCAAGAUAGAUACAGUAAGCUCCAGGAGAAGCAUAAGCUUGAGUUGGAAGACAUGAGAAGAACUGGACAUGAGGCUUUGGCUAUUAUUGUAGAAGAAUUCAAGGCCUUGCUGCAGUCCACGGUCCAAAAGUCGAUCCCCCCAAGUCUUCCUGCCCCCUCCACCACCGAUAUCUUGGGAUCAACAACAGUUGAG